Messenger RNA from Drosophila mauritiana, 1654 nucleotides. RefSeq names its product syntaxin-4. Gene Ontology annotation, cellular component: synaptic vesicle; endomembrane system; SNARE complex. The transcript has 5 exons. Gene Ontology annotation, molecular function: SNAP receptor activity; SNARE binding. The record is from RefSeq and is a predicted model, not a curated record. Lineage: Eukaryota; Metazoa; Arthropoda; Insecta; Diptera; Drosophilidae. Bases 974 to 1609 code for a protein of 211 amino acids. Gene Ontology annotation, biological process: vesicle-mediated transport; vesicle fusion; intracellular protein transport.
AACACAUUUUUCUCCGCCGCCUAACCAGUUUUCAUUUCGGUGGCAAAGACGAUUUAUUCAUUUUAUUCGGAGACAACAAAAAAUGUAGAUCGCCACUAACUACACAUAAUGUAGUACGAGUCUCCAUCUUUAUCUCUCUCCAGCUAAAGCAAAUGAACGUACAUAUCAAAUACACCCGAGUUCACGAAAUCGAAUACCUCCCUGCAUAUUCAAAUCACCAUCCUAUUGCUGCAUAAAAUGUACAUUUUAGAAUUUUCCACAACUAAUUUGAAUUUAGAUGAGGCCCAAUGAAUUUAUACCCUAAAAUGCCUAUUAUCUUGGCCCAGGCUGUGGCCAGAGUGUUUGCUGUCUUUAAUCUUUUUGAAUUGAAAGAAAUCUCGACGCGACUGGGAGGCUCUGCGUUUUUGUGCCGGCGUCGAUUUUUUAGUUCGAAAACGUAUGCGGCGCGGUGAAGACAAAGGAAUUGAUUUUCAAUAAAUCGAAAAAAAUGUAACAGAAUGUAUUUACAUGUUACAUUUUGAAAAUACAGAAAGCUGGUUAUUCCAAUAAUCCAAUUUUUUUCUUUUUUUUGUGUGUGUGUGUGCAACAAAAGAGCGAGUAAGAGAGCAAAGAGCCGCCAAUAAAUGGCAAAUAUGUGAUAGGUGAUAAUCUGUGUUUAGGCCGCCCUCUCUCGCUCUCUCUCCCCGACUUUCCACCCCACCCUGUCGCUUUCCGAAGGGCAGACGGUAAAUAUUAGGCGGCUCUUAUCAGACACUGCUGAUAAGCUUCGAUAGCAGGUUUCGCUCUCUCCUGCGCUCUCAAUCAAAUUUUCCCAUUCGCGAACAGCUGUUGGAGGCAACGGCAACAACAAACCAGGAACAAAGCUCAGAAGCCGCUGUAAAGGAUACAAAGUGGACAUUUUUGGAGUCCUGCAAAGGAAUACAAGUAAUUGGCAUAAAGUUGGCAUAAUUCAAAGGCAGUCCGAGUUGCAGAAAUGGGAAAAGAUCGUCUGCCCGAGCUUUUGCAGCGCUCAUUGAGCACGAACUCGUCGAACUCGUCGUCGAACGGUUCACUGCUUUUGAACGUGUACAGUGGAACCACGGAGUUCAUCACUAGCAACACCGGCGGUAACAAUAAUAGCUACAGUAUCGUUAGCCAAAACUCUCACAGCUGCAGCAACAACAACAGCAGCAGCGAACCCAAGGAUCGGUCCAGUGCAAAGAUGGCGCAGUAUGGCUCGAAUGUGGACGACAUACUCAAUCCGUACACGGAGAUUCGCCAACAACUCGCACAGAUAGCCGCCAACUUGGAGGCGAUGAACCGCAUGGCCCAAACCGUCAAUCUGCGAACUUUCAACGAGAACGAGAUGGAUGAGCUUCACAACAAAAACCUGAGGCUGGGCAAUCAGCUAAUGACGCGAUUCAACGACUUCAAGGCGAAUCUGCCGGCGGAAAACGAUUACAGCUUGGAGGCAAGGAUGAAAAGAACCCUUUUCUAUGGCCUCCACCAGACUUUCAUCAAUCUGUGGCACAAAAACGAACUAUUCCUGCAGAACUACGAGACCAAGGUCAAAAAGAAUCUGAGACUGCAUACAAAAAUCAAACUUCGUUACCAUCUACUUUUCAGUUAAUUCUGAAGCCAGCGAACAAGAAAUCGAGUUACUCAUCGAGAACAA